UUUUCACACACAUACACAUACACAAUGAUAUUGAUUUUAUAUUAAUUGCCAACAAUUAUUGCUACAACAAUAAUAAAAAUAUUAUGUCAUCACAAACAACAAUCAAUGUUUUACUAUUGGGUGAAACAGGUAUCGGUAAGUCUACGUUCAUCAACGCAUUGGCCAACUAUAUACAGUACGACACACUAGAUGCGGCCAAAUCGGGAGAACCGUUAUGUUUGAUAGCGACACAAUUUAAGGUCAGUGAUGCCGAUUACAACCUAAUUGAUGUUAGUUAUGGGUGUGACCCUAACGAAUGCUACGAACACGAGGGACAAACCGUAACCCAACAGUGCCGCGAAUAUACCAUUGAUUAUGACAAUCAAUCAAUUAGAUUGAUAGACACUCCAGGUAUUGGUGAUACACGCGGUGUGGAUAGAGAUCAGGAAAAUUUUGAGCACAUCCUAGAGUUUAUUGAACAAUACGAUGUAUUGCACAGUAUUUGCAUACUAUUGAAACCUGAUAUGACACGACUGACCGCAUCGUUUGAGUACUGUAUACGCCAAUUGUUAGCACUGUUGCCCAGCGAUGCCGGCGCUCAUGUGGUAUUCCUGUUUACAAAUUCACGAUCGACUUGUUAUCGGCCGAAAAAUACUAUGGUUUUACUGAAAGAGUUGCUCAAUGAGCUCAAACAGGAACCAACCGGUGGUGUGGACAUACCUACCGGUCGGGACAACAUGUACUGUGUGGACAACGAUUCGUUUAAUUUUUUGCUAGCCUUGAGAAAUGGUAUAAAAUUUAGCGAUAAAGAAGUUGCCGAUUAUGGACACGGAUGGAAAAUGUCCGGUACGGAGUGUCGCAAUUGGCUCCGGUAUCUGAGCGACGGUAUGGCCAACAAUAGGCAGCUGGAUGUCAAACGUCUCAAACAGAAACGUCAAACAAAUAUUAUUGAAAAAAUUAUGAUCGAUUUGAUGGGUGAAAUUGAAAAAAUUGACCAGCUCAUUUUGGAUAAUACACACAAAACUAUUAUUAUUAAAUCGAAAAGUAUGACUGACUUGAAGUACAGGGAGGAUAAUAGUUUAGUUAAAUUUGAUGACCUGGAUGAAAAUGUAUCAUGCUCGUUUAGAAAGUUAUUCAGGAGUAUGUUCAAAGUGAAAAAAUCAUCUAGCAACAAAAAUAACAACAAUAAAACUAGUAGUAGUAGUAGUAGUAAAGCUAAAGUGUCCAAUCAAAAACAUAAUGAUCACCAAAAACACUAUGAUAAUGAUGCUUCAAGUGAUGAACCACAAUUAAAACAAAUUGAUCAUGAUAAUCUAGAAUUGGAAACUGAGUAUGCUCAAUUGGUUGACUGUUUAGUUAAAUUGUGCUGGUUUGUUGUUGGUAAUAAUAAUAAUAAUUUUGUCAAUCCUUAUGAUGAAUAUAUUGGCCAAUGUAUUGAUCAGCACAGUAGUACCAAUCUUAUUGAUAAUGAUGAUAACGAUGAUGACGAUGAUUAUGAUAAUGAUCUAGUUAAAUUUUAUAAAAUCAGAUCGGAUCAAUAUAAUCAAUUAGUACAGCAACGUGAUGAUAAUUCAGCUAGUAAAUUGACCAUGCAAGCUAAUUGUGACAUGAUCAAACAAUUAUGUCAAUUGAAAAUAUCGGGCAAAAAUAUUGAAAAAAUUUGUGUGUUAGAAAAGUGA
Molecule: messenger RNA, 1658 nt
Organism: Oppia nitens
Lineage: Eukaryota; Metazoa; Arthropoda; Arachnida; Sarcoptiformes; Oppiidae
Exons: 2
Coding region: 84-1658 (524 amino acids)
Molecular function (GO): GTP binding
Source: RefSeq, a predicted model, not a curated record